UGUUUGGAGACAUCCCUGAGAGCACCAUGUGUGCCAUGCGGAUGGAGGAGGCUAUCGGCCAGGUUGUGCUGCCUGGAGAUGUUCUGCUGCUCCCUGGCCAGUCUCAGGAUGCCCCUCUAUCCUUGUCCGGGGCCCCCCAAGUUGCCAGGGUUAAGGUGGUGUGUGGCCCCGGACUCCUGAGGCGGGGUGACGAUCUACAGGUCAGCAAGUGUGGGCUGCUGAGACACAAGGAGCCUUCCGUCUACUGGGUGGACUCUCAGCAGAAAAGGUAUGUACCCGUGAAGGGUGACCAUGUCAUUGGCAUUGUAACUGUGAAAUCUGGAGAUGUAUUCAAGCUGGACAUUGGAGCUAGUGAGCAAGCUUCGUUGUCUUUCAUGGCAUUUGAAGGUGCAACUAAAAAAAACAGACCAAACGUAAAGGUUGGAGAUCUUGUUUAUGGACAGUUCAUUGUUGCAAAUAAAGACAUGGAGCCAGAAUUGGCCUGCAUAGACAGUUCUGGAAAAGCAAAUGGAAUGGGUGUUUUUGGACAAGAUGGAUUCAUGUUUAAAGUGUCGUUGGGUCUAGUAAGAAAGUUGCUAACACCACAGAACGACAUUAUUCAGGAGCUAAUGAAUGUUUACCCAUUGGAAAUAGUUAUUGGGAUGAAUGGUAGGAUAUGGACAAAGGCGAAAACCACCCAACAGACAUUAAUUAUUGCUAAUUUACUAGAGGCUUGUGAAUACUUAACAGCUGCACAGAGGAAGCAUGUAUUUGCACAAUUUGCUGACGGCAUGUAAAUGAGUCUAUGUACAGACCUAAUUUUAUCAAUCUUAAUUCAGAACAAAAGUGCUAUUCAUGUUCUCGGCCAGGAAAUGACUAGCUGAUUUUGCCUGUUCUUUUAAAAAUCCUUGCAGCCUAUAUGAUUUUCAUUGUUGUUCUAUCCACCUGACAAUUAUACCUUUUCUUGGAGAAAGCAUUUAGAAAAACUUGACCAAUGUUAGUCAUUAAGCUCCAAAAUGUAGAGAAUUCAAAUCUGCAUGUCAAAAUUCUCAAUUUUAGCUAAAGUUACUGCUUGGCCAUUUUUCUCUAAAUUCAGCACUUUGGAUUUCAGUUUGUUGCAUUCAGAACAACCGUGUUUACAUUUGCUCAGUUCUGUUUCUUUUAAAAUAUGGAUUGUAACAGUGUUUUAUAAAAUCCUAUUUUUUUUU
This is a messenger RNA of Pelobates fuscus (common spadefoot toad), 1187 nucleotides long. It is a transcript of the gene EXOSC3, whose product is annotated as exosome component 3. Gene Ontology annotation, biological process: U4 snRNA 3'-end processing; exonucleolytic trimming to generate mature 3'-end of 5.8S rRNA from tricistronic rRNA transcript (SSU-rRNA, 5.8S rRNA, LSU-rRNA); TRAMP-dependent tRNA surveillance pathway. The transcript is spliced from 4 exons. Gene Ontology annotation, molecular function: RNA binding. The record is from RefSeq and is a predicted model, not a curated record. Bases 27 to 776 code for a protein of 249 amino acids. Gene Ontology annotation, cellular component: cytoplasmic exosome (RNase complex); nuclear exosome (RNase complex). Lineage: Eukaryota; Metazoa; Chordata; Amphibia; Anura; Pelobatidae.